AUGCGCCUCCUGGAACUUGACAGUGGAGAUACACCACAUUUUUCCAGGGAUUUCACCGACGACAUCCCUCCCUACGCGAUUCUAGCACAUACCUGGGAAGCAGAUGAAGAUGAGGUCACGUUCAACGAUAUCAAUAGUGGAUCUGGCAAGGAAAAGGCCGGUUAUACGAAGAUUCAAUUCUGUGGCCAACAAGCUAGGAGGGAUGGCCUCCGUUAUUUCUGGGUGGACACAUGCUGCAUCGAUAAAGCAAAUUAUCCAGAGCUCUCCGAAUCGAUUUUCUCUAUGUUUCGCUGGUACCGUGACGCAGCAAAGUGCUAUGUGUAUCUAUCAGAUGUUUCGGCUGGUAAAAGCGACAAAAACGGCCAGACUCAACGAUCGUGGGAAUCAGCCUUUCGAAACAGCAGGUGGUUCACACGGGGCUGGACACUUCAAGAACUCCUUGCUCCGGAAUCAGCUGAGUUCUUUUCACAAGAAGGAGAGCUUCUUGGCAACAAGAGGAUACUGAAGCAGCAGAUUCACGAGAUAACGGGCAUUCCUAUCGCAGCUCUCAGCGGAGCACCUUUGUCUGAAUUCGGCGUCGAUGAGCGACUGCGAUGGGCAGAAAAUCGCAAAACCCAAAGGAAAGAGGAUAAUGCUUACUGUCUUCUGGGGAUACUUAACGUCUUUAUAUCUCCCAUAUAUGGCGAAGGGGGAAAACUCCUUCGUCCGGUUGAGAGCAGAAAUCGAUAG
Molecule: messenger RNA, 729 nt
Organism: Rhinocladiella mackenziei CBS 650.93
Lineage: Eukaryota; Fungi; Ascomycota; Eurotiomycetes; Chaetothyriales; Herpotrichiellaceae
Exons: 1
Coding region: 1-729 (242 amino acids)
Source: RefSeq, a predicted model, not a curated record